UGGCGUCCUGUGUGGGUGAAUUCUGGGGGGACCUGUGUGGUGACCCUUUGUUCACAUAAUUCACCCACCGCACUUGUGUGUCUGAUUGGCCGAGCGCGUUACCGGCUGCGUCAGUCACGUGAGACAGACACUUAAGAGCCGCGCGCGUUCCGGCUCAUGAGAGAGAGUUCGCGAGAGUUACAUGGCUGGACACAGCACUUGAUCAAUAAAGACUCUUAACAAGCAUCCCGCUACACCCUCUAAAUAUAUAUUAAAUGCUUCUUACCAGAUAUAAAAUGACUACUACAUAAUCUGUGGUAAUCGUUUGGAGCCCAGUUUUCUCGUCGAAUUGCAGCAGUCCAUCUCGCUCUCCUCUCCGGGUCUCUCGGAAUACGGUAGAAGUCUCUCCGUCUAUCUUCUCUUUUAUUGCAACCACACGCCUUCACCAUUUUGAUUAUUAAUGUUAACGAGCAGAAAAACACGCCAUAAUAGGAGGAAUUUACGUAGCGGUAAUGCGUCAAAACGACGAGUAGACGGACAAUAUGGCGCGGAGGCAUGGUUGUGACGUCAUGUGAGUAGGGUCUAUAGCUGGAACAGCGGUGAGGCUUGUGUACCAGGUUAUGAAUGAGUUGUGUGCAACUCUACUGCAGUGCUCCCUCUGUCCCCCUGCAGCUGUCUGUGUGCCCUUUGUGUGUAACCAUCUAUUCUUUGUCAUAAUGAGGCCCUACACUCAGAUAGUUUCACUGGUUGUGACCCAAUGGCAUCCCUGCGUUGAGUACCAUUUGCCUGCGUAUUACACUGUAGGAUACAGAGAAGCAGCAUGACAGCCAGAAUCCCUGAGGGUGUCCAUGUGUCAUACUGCCACCCUGCAGUAUUCUGUCCCACCAUGGGUGAUAGAUGGGUCACUCAUCACCACCCCACCACCUCCUCUCUUUUAUCUAUCCUUACUAUAUCCUCCCAUCAUUCUGCCAUAUAUUUUUUACUUUUGUUUUGUUGCUCCCUUUUAUGUUGAAAUGUAAACACUUUUAAAGUCGACACAGAACUGCGCAGACACUUGGCUGGUUCACUUCCAUUUAUUAUUUCUUUUGGACUUGUUAUUGUCAGCAUAAGGAACACGUCAACUGACACCACCUAGUGGUAUAAUACUGAUUAACAGGUACAUGCAUAACCUCCUUACGAAGAUACUAUUAUAUUGUCAUUAUUUUUUUUCUGUUUGUUUCGAAACAUGUAGUCAUAAACCUUCUUUUCUUAACAGUUGUACAAUUUAAAAUUGCAAAUCAAACUUACAACCAACUUUUCUUUUUUAACAAAUGCUUACUCAUUACAAUAACAUUUAGUUUAGAAAUUCUCAAAGGAUAGCUUUCUGUCUCUGCUACUUUGUUAGGUUCCUUGCAUGGUGUUUCCAUGCCUUGUGGUAUUUUAGGUAGAUCGGUGGUCUUGGAAACUUGUUCAGAAUCAUCUUGAUGAAGAAAUGAGUUAGUCGUUAGCGAACGUGUAAAAAAGAAGUCGGGAGCAAAAGUGCGGAAAUAAAGCGGAAGUGACGGUACGUGAAGCCGUCUAACAUGGCGGCGGAGGCGUGUCAAUAAAGAGCGUGACGUCACGAGUAGCCCUUUGAUGCUUUGAUCUUUUCUUUCAUAUAUAAGUUGUUUUUUCGUUAUGAAUUUUUACACCAAAUGCCAAAGAAGCAGACAAGUUGCUGUAGUUGGUGUGCAUAUUCCUUCCUAAAGAUAAGCAGGUGUAUACAUAGUGAUGAUGUGGCACUUCCUUUGGCCUUCUGUUCUCUUGGGAAUGUUUUUCAACAUUUGCCCAACAUGCCCUCUGGAAAUCCAGAAGCAAAGGAACCACUACUACGUCGCCCGGGGGUCAAGUGUCCAGCUACCCUGUGCGUACACUCACACCGUGGACUCUCAGCAGUACACGGAGGUGUUGUGGAGUAUCGUGUCUGCAGACCGAGACGAGCAGCCCAUCAUUUGGUUUACAGGCGGCCGCUUGUAUUCCGACCUGUACAAACCAAUGGAGGGGAGGGUCCACUUCAUAUCAGCGGAUCCCCAAAAUGGAGACGGAUCUAUCAACAUCAAAGAUGUCCGUCUGUCAGACAUGGAGAAGUACCGCUGUAUGGUGAGGAAGUUACCAGAACUGGACCAGAAGACGUUAGAGCUGACGGUCAUGGAGGCACCAAGUCAGCCUCUGUGCAGUGUGGAUAAAGAAGACAACAGGAUGACGCUCAAAUGCAGAUCUCUGCACGGCACCCCACCUUUGCAUUACAUCUGGUCCAAGACCAGUGGAAAUAAGGUCUUGCCUACACAGGCCAUUGUGGACCUCACAGGAGCCACCUUGCCUUUCCACAUCACUGAGCGGGAGUGUGGAAGCUAUCGUUGCACGGUGGAAAGUAUGGUGGGCAGCAAACACUGUGACCUUCACCUGGACUGUUCGCUGCCCCAGGCCAACAAUGUGAGCAGUCCACGAUUACUGACAACCACUGCAGUCGCUGCCAUCGUCGUCACUAUAACCACACUCUUCAUUGUCACAGUUGUCGUUACCGUAUUCCUCUACCGCAAACGAAAAGAUCAAUCCCAGGACAUUGAAAUGAAAAAAUGAUGUUGUUCAUUUGUUAAUAUUCGAUAAGUGAUAUCGCAAUUAUUGACAGUUUGUUAUGUUAAUUCUUUUACCACAAUGGCAUUUUGAUUUAAAUCUCACUUUACUCA
Corythoichthys intestinalis (scribbled pipefish) is the source of this 2684-nucleotide messenger RNA. RefSeq names its product coxsackievirus and adenovirus receptor homolog. Gene Ontology annotation, biological process: homotypic cell-cell adhesion. The transcript has 2 exons. Bases 1729 to 2577 code for a protein of 282 amino acids. The record is from RefSeq and is a predicted model, not a curated record. Gene Ontology annotation, molecular function: cell adhesion molecule binding. Gene Ontology annotation, cellular component: basolateral plasma membrane; intercalated disc; bicellular tight junction. Lineage: Eukaryota; Metazoa; Chordata; Actinopteri; Syngnathiformes; Syngnathidae.